AAUGUCGAGUCAUAUUUUACCGUAGUUGCAUGCCUUUGCAAGUGGAUGGUUUACGCGUGGUAUUUGCAGGGCCAGUAUGAAAGGGAUGACAUCUGUUUACAGGAUGCAUGUUAAAUGGUAAAAUUCGUAGUACAAGGGCUAAUCCAGCACUGUAUACUUUCAGGCGAAAACUACUGGACGAUAACUGCAAUGGCACCUCACAAAUUUGUCAUUAAGUGUGGGAACUUUGCUGUGCUGGUGGAUCUUCACGUUCUGCCCCUGGGCAGUCAAGAGGACGCCAGCUGGUUUACUACAAGCCACAUUGAGGAAGUUACAACUCUGAUUCGUGAUGCUGUGGCUCAAAGAGUCGAGCGGUACUCCGAGUCCUUUCUAAAAGGAAGACAGCCAAAGAACAAAAAGGAGCUAGCACCUGCUACGGCUUUUACCGUGAAAGGGAAAAAUUUCAACCUCAUCGCCAAUUUUCUGAAGCGCCACUCCAACCUUCGAUGUAUCGUCAAGCCACACCAUGGUGAAUUGCGUGUGUUUCCUGAGCGCUACGUUGUGUGUGCAAGCCGUCGAGAGGAUGCCGCAAUGCACUGUUCAAAACCAAGCCCAACCGCAACCGAGCUGAGUGAACAAAGCAGAUCCGAAUAUUUUUCCAGAGAGGGAGAAAUCCAAGAGUCUUUCAACUGCGCCACAAAAAUAAAGAAGACCGUGCUUCAAAAGAUAGCCCAAAAAUGUAAUGUCCAGCAAGAGCACCGGGUUCCCAUUGUGGGGGAGCAGCAAAUUGAGCAAAGAACCAGCAUUGAAGACCAAAGCGGCAAAUGUGAUGGUCCCCACUCAUACUCGAGCUCAUUCCUAAGUGUCUCUAGUGCUGGAAGCGCCGCCCCUCAGAACAUCGGGCAACAGGCACCAUGCUCCAAUGCUGUGACUCAAAACCAAGGCAUGACCUAUCAGUGGAAAACUGCCGGUUGUUCUCCAGACAACAGGAAGCCCAACAUGGCCUCGGUGGGUUUGUGCCCGCAUGAAAUCAGUCCAGGAACCAGACGGAGCAAGAGGGGUAAACCCAGCGAUUCAGAAGACCCUCGCCCACUCAAGGCCAAGAGGACAGGCCUCCGCAGUCCUCCAGCCACAAUGCAAACUGACCCCAGUGCACGCUUCACGCAAACAUCCGAACACGACCCUCUUCCUCUGCCACCCCAUCCUCUAGACGAAACCAAGGCAGAGUCCAAGGCUUUCCCAGUCUCCGAGUACAAGAAAACCACAGUGGAAGUAGAGCUGCUUACUCCAGGGAAACGGGACCGUAGGCUCCCCCUCACAAGCAAUAACACAGCACAGACGAACCAAAACAGGCCGGCCGCAAGUCGGAGGGGCCUAUCUGUCAAGCUUGCAUCCUCGGGCUCCUCUAUUAGUUCCAGAUCCACAGGCGGGGAGGAGGGAAGUGAAAAUGUGCCCAGAACCUCGAGAUUACGGCGACUGAAGAGAUCCUGAGGGGAACAGAGGAGCUACAGUAAAAAUGCCUGACGCCAUCCAGAUCGAAACAAAAUUGUGUCAAGCCCCGUCAUCCGCCACCAGCCUCCCUCCCACCCUCGCAUUUGUACACACACACACACACACACACACACACACACACACACACACACGGCCUUUUACUACAAUUACUAUUCUUUUCACACAAAGCCGCACAUGCGGAUCCAGUACAGAGCACAUAAUUGAUACAUGAGCGUUUUGAGUUAUGUUUUGUCAAAUACUUGAAACAGACUUCGCCUCCACCCAUAAGUAGUGGUGGUCAGGAGAGGCUUGCAAAUGAAAGUCAAAAACCCUUAAUUGGAGUUUAGACUCGGGUUUUGUGUUAAAGAUUGGGGAUUUCAGACAGCCAGGAGCCAUGCAGUACGUCAUGGCUUUUAGCCUGAAGUACUGUGGCUCCCAUGUGUCUGUAAAUUGUCCACUUUCCCUGCUCGAGCUCUGCUUUGAUUGAUUGCUGUUUCCAGAUUUAUUUCAUCUGUUUGUUUUUUCUUCUUUUUUCAUUUGAUUUUAUUUUUUAAUUCUUAGAGCAUUUUCAUUCAUACAUGAUUCCCAUUCAUACUUAUUCCUGUACUUAAGAUUCCAAAGACAUGAAAUAAACUAUCGCAAACAA
Molecule: messenger RNA, 2116 nt
Organism: Hippocampus comes (tiger tail seahorse)
Lineage: Eukaryota; Metazoa; Chordata; Actinopteri; Syngnathiformes; Syngnathidae
Gene: slx4ip
Product: SLX4 interacting protein
Exons: 7
Coding region: 115-1470 (451 amino acids)
Source: RefSeq, a predicted model, not a curated record